Lytechinus variegatus (green sea urchin) is the source of this 3855-nucleotide messenger RNA. RefSeq lists its product as uncharacterized. Gene Ontology annotation, biological process: spermatogenesis. The coding region runs from base 449 to 3406 and encodes 985 amino acids. Gene Ontology annotation, molecular function: cAMP binding. Lineage: Eukaryota; Metazoa; Echinodermata; Echinoidea; Temnopleuroida; Toxopneustidae. The transcript has 14 exons. The record is from RefSeq and is a predicted model, not a curated record.
CAAAAUCCCUUAAGCACCAAACAAGAACACGUAUUUAGAAGAUCAUGCAUAAUGGAUAUGCCGGACCGUCAUGUUUGCCCAUGUACUCAAGAAAACAACAUGUACAACGCGGGCGAGAUUAUUGAUAAAUUUAUUAUUAGAAACCAUUCAAUAUCAUUAAGUUCAUCUGGUUGACAACAUUCUUUGGUUCUUCCAUAUAAAGAGAGUGCCCGUCAAUCUCUGUUGCAUGCAUGGCUUCGAAGUUUGUUGCGCGUUAUUGGAAUACACCUUCGUCAGCUUUAAAACAAAAAAUCUUGUGCGUUGUUCAACUUGUGUGACUCAGGAAUAGUAUAGUCUCAAAGUUCCGAUGGACCAAUAGUGGUAUUUUUACAUUGCAGUCCUACAUAGAUGCCUCCCAUAUCUAAUACCUAGUGAAAGUGCGAAUGGUUACCUAAUCUUGGAGCACAGCAUGUCCUCUAAAGCAGGCAAUCUUCUUGUGAGUGUGGUAGGAGAAGGGAAGCCAGUCUAUAUGUGGAAAAGGAAGUGCAAUAAACAUGAUGCUUCUCCUGGACUUCAAUCGAAGAACUCGGGAAGCUUCCAAAGGAGUGAGAAACGACAACUCUGUAAAAGCAGAGAUGGGCGGAAAGAAAACCGGAGAAACCGCUUUGUUUCAACUAUCACGGAACUUCAAGAAAGACAAGAAGCAAGAGGGAUGCUGUACGAAAAGAUCGAACAAAAACUUGAGACGGAUCAUGCCCAUCCGGAAUAUGCCGUCAAAGUUGCCGAUUACGAAUGCCAAAGGAAUCUUGCCACAAUUCCUGACACCAAUUCAGAGCGAUCCAUAACACCUUUGAGUGAUACUGUGGUGUCAGACGGAACACUUAUAACCGAGCUUAGCCAUAUCAAUGAUAGUUUCAGUUACUGUGAUAUUGUUGGCCAGACUGCUGAACCACUUAGUGCCGAGUCUCACCGCAGUAUUGGAAAACACUCGAGAAACAUUGCGCUAAGAAAUGCAGCCGUGAAUAGUGGUUCACGCCUGAAACAUGGGUUAGACAAAAGGGGCGCAAGUGCUGAUUUUCACCACGAAUCAAUAUCAGGAUGCCUUUCACACACCGCAAGUAAUGCAAAGAGACCAAACGUAACAAGUGGAAAAUCAGCAAAGCUACCCGGAUCAGAUCCUUUUCCAGACCAUGACUCCAUUGGAGAAGGCAGUAGCAGUACCUCUUCUGUAGCCGAUGAGGUAACGCAUCGGCAACAAGAAGUGCCUACCCUGAUGAAGCGCGCGGAGGACAGUAGCAGGAACAAGAAGGCAAACGUCAAUGGGCAUCGAACGCAGCGGCCUGCAUCAGCAAGGGCGUCCCUCGAGCACCACUACCGGCAUCGGAAGAAUAAGAUUCUUGAUGAGAUGAGAGUUCAUCUCCAUAAGAGGGUAAGGGCAAGAAGAGAUAAAUCAAUCGUUGGUGAUGAUAUCUUCCAGCGACAGAUGAAGAGCGGCUUCUGGACCUCCGAGGUGCUUUAUCAUCAAUGGGGAAACAAUAUCCUGACAAUGCGGACUACAUGGAAGGAGAACACAUCCCAAGAGUUUGUUCGGUCCGACCCUGAAGAACAGCAACCGCCGAUUCGACUACGGUCUCGACGUCAGGCCAUCUCAGUCGACAGAGACAAACGAUCACCGUUGUCUAUGAACACGAUGACGUUCAUGGCUCCAAUGGAUGAAGAGGAGCAGUCGAGAAAUGUACACACACUGGACUCUAGGCGGCGCUCUUCAAAUCUCCCGAUUUACAAUAAGGAGCGUAGUUACUCCGUUGAUCAAGGAAUACCGAUAAGAUUAGAUCUUCAGGAAGAUGCUGAGACUAGAAGACGAAGGUUGAGGGCGCUCUUCAAAGACACGAUCAUCAAAGUCUGUCGCAUCACGACGGUAAUGCUGCACAUGAUUGAGGCAUCCAAGGCAAGUACGUACUCGGGCCUCAUGGCAUCACUGCACUUCUCAAAAGCUGACGGUUCCGAUGAUCCAAAGAAUUUCAACAAAGACCACUACUCCCGGAAAUACGCGGAACUCCAUGUACCUCGUUGGGCGAAACAAAUCGCAGCAAAGGAACCCUGGGAGCGAACGCCGGAAGAGAUUAUACGACUUUACGGAGUGAUGCGGAACAUGCGCAGUUUCGAGAAGUUUACCCGACGGAUGCGUAUGGAAAUAUGCCGGGCAGCAAGAUACAACGAAUGUGGAAAGGGUCGUGUCAUUGUUCGGCAGGGUCACGUGGGAUUCAACUUUUAUUUCAUCUUUUCUGGAUCGGUUUUUGUUCAGCUUGAUAUCCUUGACGAAUCAUCGGGGAUUAUGACUACCAGUAAUGUUAACACACUCAGAAGAGGGUCUUCGUUCGGGGAAUUAGCUUUGCUAAGUAAUGGCGAACGUACGGCCUCCGUCAUCUGUCGAGAAAACACCGAAAUAUUCGAGAUCGAGAAGGAAACAUUUUUGGAAGUUUGUCCAGAUAUUUUCGACAACGAACUCGCUGAGAAGAUACAAGUUGCAAAUGAACUAUCGUUUUUCAAAUCUUGGCCCGAGGAUCAACUGCGUAGACUUUGCUUCGAGUCGCCCAUCCAGGAAAUUGACUUUGGGAAGGUGGUUGAGGCGAAUCCUGGGACGUCGGAGUAUUGCUAUGUCGUUCUUGAGGGGAAGGUGUCUCUCCUGAAGGAAUGCAACCUGAUACAGGCCCUAACCCAACACUGCAAGGAAAUGAUGUCCAAAAACCUUGCUUCUGACACAAAUAAAGAUAAUUCUGUGGAUAGCGCCCUCAACGAGAAGAUCAUGGAAAAGUUAAAAGCUCUUCUAAUACCCGAGUGGACGAAGAAUGGAAAAUGUCACAUGUCGAUCGGAUUGAUGUCUGUUGGGCAUGCAACCGAUCUCCUACCAAUUAAGCUUCGUGACCGGGAGCAGCUGACUGGGGUCACCCUUGUUAGCCGCGGUUGCCGUAUAAUGAGAGUCACCAAACAACGAAUAGAGAAGAUGGCUCCAAAGGAAAUACUCGAGAUCUUCCGACAGAAACACAAUACCGUACUCCCAACCCCUUCAAAUGAAGAGCUCUUCGAGCGCUUCCUCGUAGACAUUGCCUGGAAGCACUAUCGGACUUACGUCACAAAGAACUCGACAGAGAGAGUGUCUCGGGGAACGGAAAACACGAGGUCCAUGUGGCUCGCCAACUACCUCGUGACGAAUGCUCUACUCAGGGACAAAAGAGGGCGCCUUGCUGUGAAGGAACGAUUACGAGAAAUCCAAGAGCGGCAUAAGAGACGAUCGGAAAUAGAAGAAGAUGAAGGCGAAAAAGAGGAAUCUGAGGAAGACCAGGCUAGGAUGAUCCAUAUGAACAAAGUAAAGAAGGGAACGUUGUCAAAGUCAUUUAGCCAGAUUGAGGAAGCGUGCAAUAUAUGACUAUACGUUCACCGGGGCCACGCCUUACUAAAAUGCCUGUUUAUUCAUAACGUUUUCUACAUGUAUAUAUUAUGAUGUAUUUUCAUAUGAUCGUUGUUUUCUUGGCAUUUCAGUAUGUUUCAAUUUAAUUCUAUUCAAUUAUUUCCAUUGUCAUGUCUUAAAAAAAACAAUAAUUGAAAAGUGCAUAACACAUCAGUCACAAAAUAAAAAAUACAUCAUAAUAAUGCAUACAUGUAAAUAAUACAUAAAUGUAAGUAUAAAUAUACAUUUAUACCUUGUCUGCAUACAUGUGCACCCUUAGCAUGGCACUGAACACACAGAUCCACUGCUUAAAAUAUGAUUACCACGUGCAGUGGAACAUGCAACCUUCAGAUGGGAGAAUGAAACCUUUGAAACAAGAUAGCUUGUGUGAAAACAGAAAAAUCAAAGAAACAGAUCAACGAAAGUUU